GAUCAAGACUUUAUUCUAAAGCUAAAUAAAUGUACUCGAUUAUUCAAAAUAUGUUCUCUAUAUUUAAAGACAUUGCCAAAUCAAUCAACUUGCCCUUUCUGAUAUCAGCACUUCGUGGUAAUUCCUGUUCCUCUCCGUGCGUUCCUGGCUCAUGCAACUUUAUUUCCAUGGAACAGAUGAAUAUCAAGCCCUGCCAGAUCGCCAACAUAUUUAACUUUGUCUACACAAUCAAACUGAUGUUGGUCUCCGUGUUCACUCUGUGCGUGAACCGGUAUACUAAGCUGCAUCUUCACCGUAUUAAUGCCUUCCUAGAUGCCGCGGCAGACUUUAUAUCAUCCCUGAAAAAAUUCUCUAAUAUCCGCGAUAGCUUAGAUUUACUGGAAAAGCUAACAGUGUUGAUGAGGUCGUUCUGAUAUCAGUGUACUUCUAUAUAGCGUUGAUUGGGGUGCUGCCCUAAUGAACGUCUAUUGACUUCAUGAACGGUACACUCAUUCAUCCGUACAUCAUGUAUACAUAUUCGAAAAUUAAUUAAGGGAGAAUCUGCUUUAGUACGAUCAUUUUAAUAAUAAUAAUAAACAAAUUAUUCAACUAUUUAUCAACUGAAAAAAAAUAAUAUAGAAGGUAAACAAAAAGGUUCGUGAAACAACAAGGGGUUCUGAGCAGGAAGGACAAACCGUAUAGAGAAGGUAUACGCAAAACAGAGGGUGAAAUUACCAUUUUUAUCCUAUAAUUAUGUUACGACUUCCAUUGAUUUGUUUCUAUAUGUGGAAGAUAAAAUAUGGUACAUAUCGUUGACUCUUACUUAUCCUAUAGCAAAUGAAGGAACACGCUGCAAAUAUCCUACCACUGUUCUCGUGAUGAAAAAUUAUAGGUGAACGCAACAGACAGAGCAAACGUGCAUUUUCAUGUUCCAAAUUUGGCAAGAAAUUUAUUCAAUAGAUAUUUAUAUCUCUUUCUCCAUAGCUAAGUAAAUAGAGAAGGGACAAAUACUGAUAAAAUUCUUAAAAUGGCAUUUGAUUGAAUAUGAACUGUUCGAAGGUAUAUUACUUUAACUACUUAUACAAGAAUUAUGUGCUUCAGCUGAAGGGUU
Phytomonas sp. Hart1 is the source of this 1090-nucleotide messenger RNA. The record is from the annotation of a GenBank genome assembly. Lineage: Eukaryota; Euglenozoa; Kinetoplastea; Trypanosomatida; Trypanosomatidae.